AUGGAAACCAAUUUCAUACUUUUCGCCUCUCCUUUGGCGGUGGUUCUAUGUAUUCACGGUUGCGGCGACUGCGGUUCACGUUUUUUUACCCUACGAUAUGAUGGUGCAUCCAGGCGAAAUCCUGGACCAGCUGGUACAGGAGCUGUACUGUUUGAUGAAACUGGGAACCAACGUUUUUAUACCCUCCAGUUUGAUGGUGCAUGCCGGGGAAAUCCUGGACCAGCUGGUGCAGGAGCUGUCCUGUUUGAUGAAAAUUGGAAUGUGCUGAAUCGCUUCCGCAAAGGGCUGGGCUAUCAGACAAACAAUGCUGCUGAGUAUCAUGCAUUAAUUUUAGGACUAGAACAAGCGAUAGUGAACGGAUAUAAGCACAUCAAUAUCCAAGGAGACUCCCGGCUUGUUGUCAAACAGUUUAAAGGUAAAUGGAGAAUCAACAACCCGCAUCUAAGGAGCUUAUGUGUUGAAGCUUUGGAGCUGAGGAAUAACUUUUGCUCAUAUCGCAUCAAACACAUACCUAGGGAAUUUAACACUAUAGCUGAUGCUCAAGCAAACUUGGCCGUCAAUCUCCAAGAGGGUCAAGUUGAAGCAGAUUGUUUCUAUUAAUGAUUAUCUUGAAAGCAUGCCACUUUCAAAAACUAUUGGCACUAUGUUAGAUUUCUGUCCGGCAAUUUAGCAUGUCAAAUGUUUGCAAUAUUGUCAAUUUGUACAUGCCUCGGUGAGUAGAUGUUCACCAUUAACACCGUUAGGACUUAAAAG
Vicia villosa (hairy vetch) is the source of this 753-nucleotide messenger RNA. RefSeq lists its product as uncharacterized. Bases 1 to 600 code for a protein of 199 amino acids. Lineage: Eukaryota; Viridiplantae; Streptophyta; Magnoliopsida; Fabales; Fabaceae. Gene Ontology annotation, molecular function: nucleic acid binding; RNA-DNA hybrid ribonuclease activity. The record is from RefSeq and is a predicted model, not a curated record. The transcript is spliced from 8 exons.